This is a messenger RNA of Penaeus monodon (black tiger shrimp), 4465 nucleotides long. It is a transcript of the gene Syn2, whose product is annotated as gamma-1-syntrophin-like. The transcript is spliced from 12 exons. Gene Ontology annotation, cellular component: dystrophin-associated glycoprotein complex; intracellular anatomical structure. Gene Ontology annotation, molecular function: protein binding; structural molecule activity. Lineage: Eukaryota; Metazoa; Arthropoda; Malacostraca; Decapoda; Penaeidae. The record is from RefSeq and is a predicted model, not a curated record. Bases 1 to 1752 code for a protein of 583 amino acids.
AUGACUAACAGGGAAAUCUCCCUAGUAGGCCUUUGGGAGAGGGCAAAGUGGGAGGAAGAGAUUGGUUGGAAUGAGUUACAGGGAUUCUUGAUAACUAGGGACUUAUUUUGCAAAACGAUAUGCUAUAUCGAAAAAAAAAUAACACAAAAUCCUGUUUGUCAACAGAUGCACGCUGGCCUCGUCAGUGUGAGCGAUGGGAAGUCGAAGCCACAGCCAAUGAAGUUGAUUCUGACGACGGAUUCGUUAGUCCUUCAGAAAGAACAGCUUGUCAUCAGCACCAAAAACUUGGAUCAAAAUGGCCCUGACUCUAGGAUACGAAGGGUGAAGGUGAUCCGACAGCGCGCCUCGGGUCUCGGCCUCAGCAUCAAGGGCGGCUCGGAGCACAAGCUUCCCAUUCUCAUCUCCCGCAUCUUCAAGGACCAGGCAGCCGACCUCACCGGAAAGCUCUUCGUGGGCGACGCCAUUCUGAAAGUGAACAACCAGUCCUUGCUGCGGUGUACCCACGACGAGGCCGUGGCGGAGCUGCGGCAGGCGGGCGACGAGGUCAUCCUGACGGUGCGGCACUACAAAGCGGCCACGCCCUUCCUCAACAAGGGAGACGACAACAGUUCGACCACAGAGAGCACGACCUCCCAGCUCCGGCCCGAGGACGGCUGGCGGUCACCCUCCAACCCCACCACUCCAACCACGCCGUCAACCACGGCCACGUCGCCCACGUCAACCAAAAUGAACAACCACAAAGUCUCGAAAAUGCCCGACGUCGGACUCCCUAGUGUCCAACAACACCACCGACUCCUCAACCAAGAGCAUCACCUCAACCACAAACAACCUCAACAAAAUCAACAGCAGCCGGAGUACCUCUUGCCCCUCAUGAUGGCAUACAUCACGCGGUACAUCUUCGGCACCGACAAGCUCCGGCCCCAGGCAUUCGAGGUGAGGGGCAUUAACGGCAUCAGCACGGGCGUGGUUCACUGCGAGGAUGCCGCGAUGCUGUCACAGUGGAUCAAGCACAUCACCAACAACAUCAUCGGACUCACGAACCUGCAGAUGAAGCUGUACAACUCGAGCUUCCCGGCAUCCGAACACGUGCUGUACAUGGGGUGGGUGUGCGAGGGGGUACUCAACCAGAAUCUUCCGUGGCAGAAUUGGAAGCCCAAGUUCAUCGCUUUGAAGGGCACCGAUAUUUAUAUGUUCGACACACCACCGCUUAACACCCACGACUGGCUGGAACGGGCGUCAGUGUGGGCGGUGCACCAGACGAUGUUCCGCGUGAUCAAGGAGUCUGAGUACGUCGACGAGCGCCAGCACUGCUUCCUCCUGCAGACGGCCAUGCAGGAGUCGCGUUACCUCAGUGUGGAGACGCGCCAGGAGCUGCUGCGGAUCGAGAACGCCUGGCACCGCGCAGUCUACAACGCCGUCACGAGACUAGGGAGCAAGACCUUCGCCGUGACCCAGGGCGGGAGAUCGUCCGGCCUGACCCUGGACUGGUCGGGCGGCUUCGCUCUCUACGACACGGAGACGCGGGACUACCAAUGGCGCUACAAAUUCUCUCAGCUCAAGGGCUCCUCCGAUGACAGCAAGACGAAGCUCAAACUACACUUCCAGAACGAAAACAAGGAAAUUGAGACAAAGGAGCUGGAGUGCGCGACCAAUCUCCAGAACCUUCUUUUCUGCAUGCACGCCUUCCUGACAGCUAAAGUGGCUGCUGUCGACCCAUCUUUCCUGAGGGCGCCUCCGAAGACACCGACGUAGUCAUGCCCGCGCCCUUCCGGCCAGCAGAGCUGAACUUAAAGCCACGCUGGACCAACAUCUCCUGAAAUCUGUCGUGUUCAGUAAAAUAGAUCUUAUAUUUAAACCUGGAAAGCCAAUCACGUUUUGCCACGUCAUAGCCACGCAUCGUUGUCUCAACCAAUAGCUACCAAUUUAAGUCCCAAAGAGCCAAUCACAUCCCACCACGUUUCACCACGUCAAAACUGUAACCCUGACUGUUUAGCCAAUAGCAACCGUACUUCCAGUUUACCUGUACCAAUAGUAAUUUGUCGACGCUAGUCUUUAGAUGUCUUUGCAUAGGAUCUUAUGGCCUUAUUCUGAGAUUUGCCUCAAGAACUCCUGCUUUCUUGAGCUCAACCUUUUAUGUGAUAAUGGCAAUUGAUGUUUUAAACUCUUCGAUUUUUCGUGAGACACAGUCAUCGUAUAUAUAAAAAAAACAAUAAUGAUAACGAAAGAAAAACGUGGGAAAGAAUAUUUUUGAUUGCAUUUAGGGAUGACGUGAUUGUCGUGUUACACAUACGCAGGAGGUCACACUACUUAUUGAUCUCAAUAAUGCGGUACUAGUCACCUGCACUAGUAUCCAAGCUAGUAGUAUAACUAACCUUAAGACUGUUAGCCAUGAGCAUUAGCAUGGCACGAAGAGACAUAGUCAAGGUAAAAUAGAUGGGUUUAGUUUCAAAACAAAACCGUGGGUGGUGAUGCCCUACACUUGGCGAAUGUAGGUCUCUGCUCACAAGGUUGGUAUAGUAUAGUUUCCGGAUAAUUAUUUUAUUGUUUAUUAUUGUUCACCUAAUCCAGGCCUGAAUAGUUAGCCACGUUGUUCAGUUCGUUUCUUUGACUCUCAAGGGAAUGCGAAUGAAAAAUAUAUAUAAUAAUAAUAAUAACGUACAGAAUGUAACUGCACAAAAAAAAGAAAAAAAAACAUCUCUUCGGUGUUUCAUCAAAUACACUUUUCUGUAAGUUACGUAAUGAUCACUUACACAUCAAGGUGUAUUUGUGUGUACUGUAUAUACAUAUAUAUCUUAAAAUAACGUAUGUUUUCAGCAUAACUAGUACUGAGGCCAGUCCUGGAAUAUGGCCAUGUACAUUUGGAGAAAAAAAUAAAUAAAACAUUAUUGUGACGUUCAAACUUGUUAAUAGCUUUAAAAGGUUGUACAUAUUAAUGAUGUUGAUGAGAUAGUAUCAUGAGUGAGUAAUAUUUGUGAAUAAGCACUACGUAGCCAAUCUGUGUGUGUGUUUAGCUUUGCCCAUCGUGGAAGCCCGCAUAUGACGGACGCUAAGAUUUAAAAAAUAAAAUAAAUGAUGAUAAUAAUGUACCCGAUAUUCAUAUAGGUGUAACAGCUGUUGCACCGGGGACAGUCAGUCAAUAUAUGCAGUUAUAUUAUCCUCCAUUUAUAAUGACCAUAUAGUGAAUACCGCUAGUCAUAAACUCACUUUUAAAACUCGGAUAUAUACAUGAAAUAUAUAUUGUUUGUAUAAAUAUUGUUUUUUUGGGUCUCUCGUAUCCAUAAGCUCCAAAAAGAGAAUCGUUUCUAUAAUGAAUUUUUUUUUUAAAUGCGUUUCGGUCAACAUCUGUUCUCUAAUUCUUCAAGAGUUAUUUUCCUCCGCUACACAUCACCUUCCCACCGGCACUCGAGGCACGCGGACGGGCGUGGGGGUUGGGGACAGCCAGUGGGCGUGGAGGCUCCGUCUUGUGGCACGGGCGUGGUCGGGCAGCGCUGACGCCCACGGCCUCCAGCGCCCGCCUGGUGUGGGGCUGGAGGCGUGGGAGCAGCCGCGACAUAGCUCUCGCCGUUUCCCUUACGUCGCCUGGAGUGGCGUUCGGCGCUACGGGGAGGAGGGCGCGACCACGGAACAGCUGCGUGCAAUUGCGUGCUUUGUAAUGCUUGCGGCUGCGUGAUCCUGGCACGGAAGGGGGAUUUGGGGGGGAUUUCUGCGGAUGGCACAAGACAAAGGAUUCUUUCUCUCUCUCUCUCUCUCUCUCUCUUUUAGUAUUCUUGUCUUUAUUGCUUGUUCCUGGUGUGUACAUUUUUGUCUGUCACUUUUCCUUCCUUACACAUUUCUUUUUUAUUUAUUACCCUUCCUCUUCCUCUCAAUAUCAUUAUCGUUAUCAAAAUUAUUGUUAUUAUUAUCACUGCUUCACCAUUAUCAUUAUUAUUAUUAUCAUUAUCCUUAUUGUUAUUAUUAUUAUUCCUUUAAUCUUGACGACUCCUAUUUUUCUCUUAAUUUUCGACCUCUCCUGUAUUCCGUAUCUCCAUAAUUAGAUAUUUUGACUCUUCGUCCUUUGCACAUUAUGCCACUAUUUUUAGCGCCCAAGAAAUUUCGCUAAAACUCUAAAUAAAUUGUUUCCAAUGCAUUAAAGUUUAAAUACAUCCCACUUUUUCUUUUUUUCUUUCCCAUUUUAUGAAAGUCUUUUAUUCUCUAACAUUUUCUCUCUCUUUCGCUUCUUUUUUCAUCUUUUUGGUUCUUUCUCCCUCUUUUUUCAAACCUAAAACUUUUCUUAUUUUCGUUCUCUAAAACUCAACACUAUUUCAACCGCGAAUCAUCGAAAUCAAAAUGGCGGCGUUCCUCAUAAACAAAAGCGAAUCGCGGAGAGAAAAUGUGUCUGAGCCAAAAUUUACGCGCUCAUCUCUAAACUCUCCGCUAAUUAGAAUUUUGCGAGUGAUUACGUAACUGACUUUCGCAAAAAAAAAAA